GUAUCGAUAAGGGAGUUGACAUUUAAUGAACUUUUCACCGAAUGUCGCCUCGCAGCUCCGGGAGCAAAGUUAUCUUAUGCAAUACGGAAUAAACUCGAGAGAUUUUCCCUGGACGACAGAUGCGAAAUAGUUAAUAGAACUAAAGACCAUUGUGCACCCUUAUUCAUCGCUUGCAAGAAAGGCAACGUUGAAAUUGUUGAAUAUCUCAUCAAACACUGCAGUGCUGAUGUAGAGCAGAGAGGUAUGUACGAAGUUCCUGACGAUAGAUCUAUUCAUUUUGUGACCCCCUUAUGGUGUGCAUCUGUGGCAGGUAAAUAUAAUGUUGUGAAAUGUUUAGUGGAACACGGAGCGGACGUAAACAGUAUCUCGGACACUGGAUCUACUCCCGUGAGAUCGGCUUGUUUUAUGACGCAUUAUGAAAUAGUUGUUUAUUUAGUGCUACAUAAUGCUAAUAUAUUGAAACCUAAUUACAAUGGAGGCACUUGCCUUAUUAACUCGGUUCAGAGUGUACCUCUAUGUGAAUUUCUUAUUGACCAUGGUGCAGAAGUAAAUGCUCAAGAUAUCCAGUUAAAAACAGCUCUGCACUAUGCUAUCCAAGAACAUCGCUUUGAGACUACCAAGCUUCUCUUGGAGAAUGGAUGCAGACCCUCUUAUAAAGAGUAGGUACGGUGAUGAUGCUUUACAGACUGCAUGUCUCAAAAGCGCCACUCAUGUAUUUGAAUAUUUAAUUGAGAAAUAUAAUUAUUCCAAAGAGCGCAUAGCUGAAGCACACGAACUAAUGGGUACUACCUUUCUUGAAGAACAUCAUGACUUAAGAAAGGCUUUAUAUCAUUGGCGAACUGCUCUUUUAAUCAGGUAUGAAGAUCCAGCAAAUAGACUAGAGAAGAAGAAGAUUGAACGGAAAGCUCCUUACCUGUACGCAACGGAAUUUGAUACCGUAGAAGAGCUGGAAAACCUUGCGUUAGACUUGGACAUCAUGAGAAUACAAUCACUCCUUGUGUGCGAGAGAAUUUUAGGACCAUUACACAGAGACAUGAUUUUUCGUUUGAUGUACCGUGGUGCUGCUUAUGCGGAUAGUUUACAAUAUCAGAGGUGCAUAGAUCUUUGGAGAUAUGCCUUAGAUUUACGCAUUCAAAAGGAUACUUUGUUACACACAGAAGCGUGCUUUUCUGCUCAAGCCUUGGUGAGACUCUUUCUUGACCUACACGAGAAACAUAACAAUGGUACUCUGAGGGAACGAAUACAAUUUGCUGAUGUGUACGAGUCGAUUCGAUUGCUGGUUUCUCGAUUUGACGAAUCCAUAGAACUCUUGAACGUUAGACCAGUUUUUAAGAAACAGCAGGAAUAUUUCGACAAAGUUCUGAAAGUGUUGUCUCAUCUUUUUUAUGUUCUAUUUGUUAUUCCUAAAACUUCUGAUGAAAUCACGGCCAUGAAACAAAUUGUACAUCGUGUGCUACGCAUCGAUCCUCGGACUUCUUCUGGUGAUACAAUAUUACAUUUAGUCGUUUCAAAAACAAAUACUAUGAAAUCAAAUACGUUUUUUGAGGAUCCACAUGCAGCUAUUUUCCCGCAUGCGGGGGUGGCCGAACUAUUGUUACAGUGUGGUGCGAAUGUGGAAGCCAUGAAUUGCAACCUGAGUACUCCUUUACAUAUUGCUGCUAUCAUAUCCAAUUACAAUCCGGCUGUUAUUGAUAUUCUUUUAAGGUACGGAGCUCACAUAGAUCGUAGGAAUGGGACUGGAAAUCACCCUCAUGAUAUGCUGCAGGAAAUAGCCGAAUGUACUCUAAACCAUCUACAGUACAUUACAUUAAAAUGCUUGGCAGCACGUAAGGUAAUAGAAAAAAAAAUUCAUUAUUCUGGGCAAGUUCCUGUAGACCUUGAAGGUUUUAUUAAGAUUCACUGAUACUUUCUUUUAGUUUUUAUCUUCAAGUUUAUUACUAUAUAGGAUAUUAAACAAAGAUUAUUUUAUAUUUGCACAGUGAUUUAUGUGAAAGUGCCACUAGUGUAUGUCCUAAAUUUUAUAAAUCAAAAUAUAUACUUAUUUUAAUUGUUAAUUAUGAAAAGAGACUUUAUUGAAUAUAAUGAUAAACAUACUGCGUUCAUAAAUGUGUCUGAUUAGCUACGUACAGCUAUCAAGCUAUGAGUAUUUUUUUCUCCUUAAAUUGUGAUCACUUUUAAGUCUUUUUUUAAAAAUAAAAUAUUGGUUUUUAUGCUUCUUGAAUUUUCUGCAUUGUUUUUUAUUUUAAACAAUUUAGAGCUUAUGAUCAUUUUAUAUCUUUUUUCUUAUUCUUUGAAAAUUGCCUUUUAUUAUUUAUAUUGGACAUUUCAUGAAUUAACUAUCAAUUGUGUAAGGAAAAGAAAGUACGCCUUCACUUUUUUUAGCAGUAUGUUUGUUAUAUAUGAACAAAUGAUGUUUUUAUAUUCAUUGUUUUCAAAAUAAUUUCUGUAACAUAUCUUUUUGUUUUAAACUGGUGUCAAUGUAUGAAGUCACUUUUAACAUGCUAUUGGCUAAUACUUGAUUAUUAUCGUUUUUUUAAAUAAUAACUUAAAAAUUUCCCAUUCUGUAUCCUUUUGAAAGCAAAUUUAUUGUUUUUUUUUCAAAGUCUUUAUAAAAAGCUAAUUAUUUUUGGCAAGAAGUAAUUGAUAAUUGUACCUUACUUUUUAAACUCAUUUUAAAAUUAGUGAUUAAAAAUAAUAUGAACGUUUUGUAGGCUAUCUUUUUUUAUUUUGCAUGUGACUUGAAAUUUAGUCUGCAAAAAAUGAAAAAUCUGUUUUAUCAAAGCAAGAGUUUCUGUAUAAAAGUAUUAUACUGCCACAAAAUUUAAUACAUAUAGUAAGUGUGCCAAUAUGUAGGUAUUUUUCAUGUCAAAAUGAUUCAAACAUUUUAUUUCUCAUGUUAUAGGAACUAAUUGAACAAACGUUAUAUUUUUGUUAGAAAUGGUGCUCAUAAACAAAUUUAAAUAUAUUGUGAUUUAUUGUAUCUUAAGUGAUAAAUUUCAGGAUAUAAUAAAGUAUUUGUGAAUUCAGUUAAUUAUAAUUGGGUUUGUUUCUAAAUAAUUUCUUUUUUAUAUUAAGUCAACAAAUUAAGUUUUGAAAGUUUAGAAAAUUCCUUACAUAUCAUCUGCCUAAUUAUAUAUAAAUAAUUCAUUGCUCCAAACAAUUCCAUUAUACAUGAAAAGCAAGACACAAAGUCAAAUUUCACGCAAAGUUUUUCUAUCUAAAAGGAAAGGGAUUUAUAAAUGUUAUAAAUGAGUGAAACCGAACUCAUGCUUUAAAUACAGUUAAGACUUGUAAAAUUUUUUUUGUUAAGACAUUUAUUUUGAUGCUUAGCAUAUGUGGUUUUUACUGUUUGAAAGGGAUAAGGGGUACGAAGUUUUUGUUAGAUUAAUUUGCAAUUUUGAAAAUGGGUUUUCAUGUCUCAAAAAAAAAAAAAAAAAAAAAAAAAAGAACAGCUCACUGUUAAGUUGCAUUGAUCAUUGUUUUCUGUAAAACGAUUUUAAUCCAGGGUUGGGUUUUGGACAGGACCGGUGGUUUUUACCUUCCAAAUGUUUCACUGUCCAAAAGUAUGCUAAAGCUAAAGGGGUCUAGUUUAAUCAAUUUGUAUUUGCUUCAAUAUUUGUAAUGCAUAAAUAUAAAUAAGUUUUAAUGAGUAUUUGAUAAUAUUUUUCUCUGAAAU
Molecule: messenger RNA, 3676 nt
Organism: Uloborus diversus
Lineage: Eukaryota; Metazoa; Arthropoda; Arachnida; Araneae; Uloboridae
Gene: m-cup
Product: protein fem-1 homolog C-like
Exons: 1
Coding region: 587-1903 (438 amino acids)
Molecular function (GO): protein binding
Source: RefSeq, a predicted model, not a curated record